AUGGAUCUUCAGGGGACUAAGGAGGCCCGGACCCAAGAGGAGGGUGCCGACGGCCCGUUGGACGCCUAUGGUGGAGGUGGCCGCUCCAAAGAGUAUCACAAGAACGAGGGGCGCGAUUCUCACGGCCAUGAUAAUUCUUCCAACCACCCGCUUCGUCGACAGUCGCCCUUCACAUAUCCUCCCGGAACUCGUCAGCAAUCUGCGCUAGCGCCCGCAACGCCACGCCGGGAGCCAUCGCCGUCUCCAGAGGCCAUCGUCAUUCCUAAAGCCUUGGGAUUAAGUUCUCGGGAUCAGCGAUUAUUAUGCAAAGCUCGACGACAGCCACCCGUGACCAAGAAAACGUUGAGUGAACUCGAUCUGCCAUGCAUCAUCAGCAACAUCAAUCUUCGUAUGGAUGCCAACUUCGAUCGCGACCUACAUUUCAAGCCUGACCUAGAUGGUGAGAAGGGAAAGCGAAAACGAAAAGAUGCGACCGCGUACUGGGACUCCAUGGCGACGGAGAUUGCGAUCUAUGCGUACCACGCCGCGCACCCCGACGAGGAGCCGAGUCGAGGGAGCUCACAACGCACCUUUGAGCCCCGGCUGCCCUCCAUGUUCGAGACCCUGCAGGAAGUAAUCAAGACCCUUGUUCCGGAGCGAGAUCACCCCAGCGUCAUGCAGAACUUGGAGGUGCCCUUGCUGAUGCAGCAGAUCCGCAAGGGUGUCCUCGAUAUGGUUGCGCUAGCGACGUGGAUGGCGGCCUUGCUCAAGACGCAUUGUGCACCGAUGCGGGAUGAGUGGGCGGAUCGGAUGGCUGAACAGAUCACUCAAGGGUCCCAGUCGCAAGACCCAAAGGAAAUUGUCAAUGGCUUGACGACCCUCUUUGCGAUCUUGGAGGCCAUGAAAUUGGACGUUGCGAACCACCAAAUACGUACCUUCCGCGUGCUACUCAUCGAAGACACAGUCCCUUUUCUACAAGAAUACUUCGAGGGUAAAAUCAGUCGCGGGAAUUUUCAAGUCGAACCCGCCCGUCUCUGGUACCUAGACGUCCGAAACCGCGCCCAGCAAGAAGACGCCCUCAAGAGCCCAAUCCAAUCCGACGACGGUCUCAAGCCCCUCGAAGCCCUCUUACGCGGAAUAGCCGAUCAACUCCUCCAAUUCACACCCCCACCCGACUUCCCCGAAACCUUCCUCUUCGACUCCGACAGACUCUGGCAACUCCGUGCCACAAUUCAAAAUCUCAUCAACCUCGAAAUAGCCUGGUACAUCUUCGAAUCCUGGGUCCACUCCAAAAACCGCUACCUCCGCGGCCGCGAAGAAAUAUUGCUCACAUUCCGCUCCCGCAUCUUAUCUCUCAUGGAAGAUGGCCUCGAUCCAAACGGCCACAUACCCAGCGCAAUAGAUGACGACCCCGACCUCCGGGGCGGCGCACACUGGUACCAAAAUAUGCGCAGUAUCGCGCUUGAAAUCGCCCGGUUCGCCUGCUUAGCCUGCGGCAUGGACGACGUCGAAGACGAAGUCAUCACGCCGAUCGAGGCAGCGCUCGAGUGGCACUUGACCAACGAGUCGGAUCUCUUCCGCCAUUUCCAAAAUACCACCCGGGAAAAGAUCUUGUCUGCGACAAUCGUUUCGACGAAGAAGUAUUUGCCGCUUUCGCCGUUGGCGAUUUGUGAGUCGCAGCGUGCUGUUGCGCCUGCUGCGCCGCUUGUCCCUGCGUCUUCGGCUGCAACGAAUCCUGCUAGUUCGACGGGUUUGGCGCAGACUCCUACGCCGUCGGAGUAUGAUAUUGAGCGGAUUGGAAUGCGGCUUGCCCACAUAGGUGUUUUGCAUUGGCGUGUUUGGGCUCCGCUGCUUUAUCUCCGGGAUGAGAUUGCUGAUCUGGAUCCUGGUCCGGCGGCAUUCGUCUAA
Molecule: messenger RNA, 1887 nt
Organism: Penicillium longicatenatum
Lineage: Eukaryota; Fungi; Ascomycota; Eurotiomycetes; Eurotiales; Aspergillaceae
Product: TCP11 family protein
Exons: 2
Coding region: 1-1887 (628 amino acids)
Source: RefSeq, a predicted model, not a curated record